GUAAGUUUUAUAAGUUUUACUCAAUUCCAUUUUUUCAAAUUGGAUUUUUAUUUUUAUUAUUUAGAUAGAUGUCCAGAGAAUUAUGAAGGCGAUCACUGCCAAUGGCCAAUAUGCGGCAUUCAUGGAAGAGUGAAUGUAAUUACGCGUACGUGCGAAUGUUAUUCAAAUUUUGCACCGCCAUUUUGUCAGGAUUGCCUACCACGAUUUUGGGGUGAAAAAUGCAGUCAUUCGUUGCUUUUAUCAACCGAUGCUCGAGAUUUGGAUUUUUUUCCUUUUUGCCGCAUUAUUUUCGUAAGUUUUUCAUUAUUCUUGAUAUAUAUUUCCAAAAAACCAUUUUUAUAUAAAGUAUAA
This is a messenger RNA of Dracunculus medinensis (Guinea worm), 351 nucleotides long. NCBI's taxonomy places the organism in Eukaryota, Metazoa, Nematoda, Chromadorea, Rhabditida, Dracunculidae. The record is from the annotation of a GenBank genome assembly.